Daktulosphaira vitifoliae (grape phylloxera) is the source of this 1517-nucleotide messenger RNA. RefSeq names its product TATA box-binding protein-associated factor RNA polymerase I subunit B-like. The annotation marks the transcript as partial. Gene Ontology annotation, cellular component: RNA polymerase I core factor complex; RNA polymerase transcription factor SL1 complex. Gene Ontology annotation, biological process: nucleolar large rRNA transcription by RNA polymerase I; RNA polymerase I preinitiation complex assembly. The transcript has 8 exons. The record is from RefSeq and is a predicted model, not a curated record. Gene Ontology annotation, molecular function: RNA polymerase I core promoter sequence-specific DNA binding. Lineage: Eukaryota; Metazoa; Arthropoda; Insecta; Hemiptera; Phylloxeridae.
UUUACUCAUAAUGCAGAAUAAUGUUUGUUAUAUAUGUGGUGGUGAUGAAUUCACUGUAAUCGAUGGUGCUUAUGUAUGUAAUGAAUGUGGUAUUCAGUCUCAGACUGUAAGAGAAGUGCAAGUAAAUUAUGGUGAAAAUAAUAGAAAUGGACCCGAUGAAAGUGAAAAUAGAGAUUAUGAAAUAACAACUGGGUCUCAAUUGAGUACUAACAAAAAACUACUGUCGUGGGAAUGUUUCAAUUUAAUAUUACUAGGACUUACACAAGAAGUAAUAGAACUUGGUGCAAAACCAUCACUGAAAAUUACAAUAUUGCAAAUAUGGGUUCAAUAUUUGCAAGUAAUUGAAGCUGCAUUCAUAUCAAAAAAAUCAAAAAAAUUUCCUAAAUUAAAUACUUCUAUAAUUGAUACUGAUGGUGAAAUUUUAUAUGGGAUUAAAAAUUUAAAGAAAAGAUUAUUAGGACCAAAACAUGUAUAUAAAGUACGUGGUAAAAGAGUAAAACUUCGAACAAGAACAUCUGUUUCUGCAAAUUCAAUGAAUCAGUCUAACAUUUCAUCCAUUCCGUUAUCACAAGGUCAACAGCGGUAUAGAAUUAAUCGUAGAUUGGGUAAAUUAGAUCUUUCUCUAAGAACUUCUAAUACUGAUUCGAUUAUCAUGUCUGAUGAUAUCAGUGUGCUACAAAGAAGUUUAAAAUCUGGUAAAGUCAAAGUUAAAUUGUCUUCAUCUAUGAAAAAAGCAUUGAACUCGAUGGAUUGUGAAUCUAUUCCUAAUGAUGAAAAACCUAUCUUAAAAAACGUUCAAAAAUCAUGGGAGAACAUAAAAUUUAAAGAUAAAAAAAACCAUUUGACUUUAAAAAAGUUAAUUACUAUCAUUCGUUUAGGAUUAUUAAUUAAUAAAGAUGAUAUUUACUUAUCAGAUUUACUUAGAUGGAUUUAUGAAGGACAUCUUCAUGUAAAUCGUGUUAAUCUUUUUUUACCUCCAAAUGUACACCAUAGUAUUCCAUUAUCAGCUAUGUUACGAAAUACAUCAAGGCAUAGUUUGCAUUUGGAAUUAGCCAUGUUAUUGCGGUAUUUACAAGCUGAACGACUACCUUCAAUUGACUUUAAAAAGCUUGCUGACCGAUUUUGUGAUGAGUUACAACUUCCUGUUGGUGUCACUGAAUUUGUUUGUAAACUACUGCUUUUAAUACCACCUAACAUGGAGUUCAAAAGAGUUUUACCUGAUCCUGAAAUUAGUGUUAUGUCCUAUAUACUUUUCGCUGUUAAGUUUUUAUUUUGUCUUGAUGGUAUUUCUGAAGAAUUCUCGUCUAGAUUUGCAGACAAUGUUAACAGAACAAAUAAAAUAGAAGAUAGGUUAUUUUGUUGGAAUGAUUAUGUCAAGUUUAUCGAAUGUAGAAAUGCUGUAGUUUCUAAGUAUAAUUUUCUGCUACAUAAACAGUUAUAUAGUAGUAGUAUUAGAAAUACUCAAUUAUUUAUAAAUGACUGGAAUAUGAUGCAGUCAACAUUGCCAGUACAAAAAA